AUGGCUUCGUUUGGAUAUUUCUUUCUGCUCUGCGGACUGAAGCCGGCGAUAGCUAGUUACCCGAUCUGGUGGUCUCUGGCCAUCGGCCCCCAGCACUCGUCCCUGGGCACCCAGCCCAUCCUGUGCGGCUCCAUCCCCGGCCUGGUGCCCAAGCAGCUCCGCUUCUGCCGGAACUACGUGGAGAUCAUGCCCAGCGUGGCCGAGGGCGUCAAGAUCGGCGUCCAAGAGUGUCAGCACCAGUUCCGCGGACGCCGCUGGAACUGCACGACCGUCAGCGACAGCCUGGCCAUCUUCGGCCCCGUCCUGGACAAAGCCACCAGGGAGUCGGCGUUCGUGCACGCCAUCGCCUCGGCGGGCGUGGCCUUCGCGGUGACGCGCUCCUGCGCGGAGGGCUCGGCCACCAUCUGCGGGUGCGACGCGCGGCACAAGGCCCCCGGCGACGGCUGGAAGUGGGGCGGCUGCAGGGACGUGGAGUUCGGGGGCAUGGUCUCCCGCGAGUUCGCCGACGCCCGCGAGAACAGGCCCGACGCCCGCUCCGCCAUGAACCGCCACAACAACGAGGCCGACGCCCAGUCCAUCAUCGAUCACCUGCACCUCAAGUGCAAAUGCCACGGGCUGUCGGGCAGCUGCGAGGUCAAGACGUGCUGGUGGUCGCAGCCGGAUCCGGGUCAUCGGGGACUUCUGAAGGACAAGUACGACAGCGCGUCGGAGAGCGUAGAGAAGCACCGGGAGUCGCGCGGCUGGGUGGAGACCCUCCGCCCCAAGUACACCUACUUCAAGGCCCCCACCGAGCGCGACCUGGUGUACUACGAGGGCUCGCCCAACUUCUGCGAGCCCAACGCCGAGACGGGCUCGUUCGGCACGCGGGACCGCGCCUGCAACGUCAGCUCGCACGGCAUCGACGGCUGACCUGCUCUGCGCGCCGGCCCAACACGCGCACGAGCGCGGCGGGAGAAGUGUCGCUGCGUCUUCCACUGUGCUGCUGUUCAGCUGUCGGAGUAGCGCGUCUACGACGUCCACUGCAAGUAG
Messenger RNA from Ornithorhynchus anatinus (platypus), 1029 nucleotides. It is a transcript of the gene WNT3A, whose product is annotated as Wnt family member 3A. Gene Ontology annotation, biological process: multicellular organism development; neuron differentiation; cell fate commitment. The record is from RefSeq and is a predicted model, not a curated record. Lineage: Eukaryota; Metazoa; Chordata; Mammalia; Monotremata; Ornithorhynchidae. Gene Ontology annotation, molecular function: cytokine activity; frizzled binding. Gene Ontology annotation, cellular component: extracellular region.